Verticillium alfalfae VaMs.102 is the source of this 3084-nucleotide messenger RNA. RefSeq names its product WD repeat-containing protein. Gene Ontology annotation, cellular component: mitotic spindle. Bases 1 to 3084 code for a protein of 1027 amino acids. The record is from RefSeq and is a predicted model, not a curated record. Gene Ontology annotation, molecular function: protein binding. The transcript has a single exon. Lineage: Eukaryota; Fungi; Ascomycota; Sordariomycetes; Glomerellales; Plectosphaerellaceae. Gene Ontology annotation, biological process: regulation of mitotic cell cycle; mitotic spindle organization.
AUGAUGCACGCAACACCCACGAACCGCCUCAGAUUGACCCCCUCCAAUUCGCCUUUCCUCCAGCGCCCUUCGCGCUCCCCUCUGCGCGGUCGCCAGUACCAUGAGUCCCGGCUUGCGUUGAAAAGGGUCAUCGGCACCACGUGUGCCUCGCCCACCGGCUUCGAUACUGUUCAGUCCUCCUUCGCCUACAUCGCCGGCGGUGCCGUCGUGGUCGUCGAUGUCGACGGCGAGCAAUACUCGCAGCGUUUCUACCGAGCACGGCCGACAACUCUGCCCAUCUACAGCACUUCUUCCUCUUCUUACGCUCCCUCCACGCCAACAUCUACACCCAAGGCCAACGACAGUAGGAACCGCGUGGCCCUGGGCAUUCGCGACUCCUCCUACGGAACCCUUGACUGGUCGGAAUCUCCUACAUCGCGGACCUGGACCAGCCGCGAGCGAAUCAAGGCCGCCACAUGUCUUGCCCUAAGCCGGGACGGCAAAUACCUGGCUGUCGGCGAAACUGGUUAUGCCCCCCGCGUCCUUAUCUUCAGUCUCGAGGACAGCUCCUCCGAUGUUCCUCUCGUCUCCAUCAGCGAGCACGGCUUCGGCGUCAAGGCCGUCGCUUGGUCCGCCGACACCCGCUGGCUCGCCUCCCUCGGUGCCGCCAACGACGGCUUUCUCUAUCUAUGGAAGAUUGACCCCAGGACUGGGGCAGCCAAGCUCCACCAGCAGAACAGGUGCACCUCGAAUAUCAGGGGAAUGGUCUGGAUGGGGAACAGCCUCGUGACUCUGGGCGUUCGUCACAUCAAGGUCUGGAAAGUCGACGAAGGUUCUUCAGUGUCUCCGACGAAGCAGAAGUUUUCCGCAGAAGGGUCCACAGCCUCUCCCUCGUCGCGAAGGACGUUGCCGGGCCGAAACGUCUUGCUAGGGCCACUCCUCGAGGAAACAUUUACAUGCGCCGCCGUGGUGGACGACAACAAAAUCAUCAUCUGCUCCGAAGGAGGCGACGUUUGCAUCGUCGACGACGACGGGAAACAAAUGAAGCUCAUGGGCUGCGUCAACCUCGGCUUUCCCAUCCGCUCCAUCACCAUCCGACACGCCACUGCGUACAUCGGCGGCAAGGCCGGCCAGUUUGCUACUCUCAGCGUUCGCUCGGUCCUCGACUGUCUGACAGACUGUGUGUUGACCAAAAGCCAAUCACCGACCGGCUUGGUGGCGAUGGGUUUCUUGAUUGAAAAUAUGGUCACCAUUGACAAGAAGCACCAUAUUGACAUUUGGAGUUCUAGUUACCUCCCGGGCCAGACGGAGGAGGACCUGUCACACAUCCAGAUCCCUGGUCACGGCAAUCAAAUACUGGGUAUCCAGGCGUUGCCCAGGCCCAAUCACCAAAAUGCAGCCUUUCUUACCUGGUCCGGUUCGGGGAGCGUGCUGUUCUGGGAUAUGGACGGAAAGAUCAAAGCUUCCUUUGAUGUGCCUAUCGAGCAAACCAUUCCCGAGGAAGAGGGCGAUCCUGUUAAUCAGCUGAGUGUCGUUCGCACGACCAAGGCUGGCAAGCUGCUUAUUGCCGGCGACAAGCUUGGUGUGCUCAGAGUCAUCGACUUGACAACAAACGAGUUCCUCCUGGAAACAAAAGCGCACUCGGCAGAUUGUCUGGGCGUCGCCCUGCACGAAGACGACUCAAGGGUCCUGUUGGCAUCCUACGCUAGGGAUCGGACUGUCCAGCUCUUCCUCCGAUCGUCAGCCGGAACGAUUGAGCACAUGCAAACUCUCGAUUCUCCUGCCAAGGUUGUCAAGGUUGUUAUGCCGUCAGAAAGCCGGAUAAUCACUUGCUCUCUGGACCGGUCCAUGCAAAUCUACGAUAUCGUCAGUAAAGACGACAACCCGGAUGCCAUCGCUGCCCUCAACACACGAAACAUUGCUCUCAAGGCAUCGCCUACCUCCAUCGUGCUCGGGCCUGGGGAUAAGACUGCCUUUGUCGCCAUGCUUGAUCGUUCUGUCUGCCAGUAUGACUUGAGCAGCGGCAAGCAAGUUUCAUCCUUCCGUUGUGUCGAUGAAGGAGGUGUUGAGGCCGCCAUCCUUGACUCCUUGGUUGCGGGAACAUGCCCCGGUAAAGAGACGGGGUUCAUCCUUGGGCUCUCCAACACGGACAAGUCGGUCAGACUAUACGACACCCAGACUGGCUAUUUCCUCGACCGCGAAUGGGGACACACCGAGGCAAUCAAUGGCGUUGCUCUCGUCGAGGACGAUGAUGGAGGACAAAGCAUCAUCAGCGUGGGAUCAGACGGGACCAUGAUGCUGUGGACCAUGGAUCUGCAGGAGCCUUCGCCCGUGUCAAUGAGUAGGGAUCCAUCGCCGGUCAAGCUCGAAGCUGCAUCCUCACGCCCUCCACUUCGGCGCGUCUUGUCAAAGGCAGAGCUUGCCGAGUUUUCGCGCCCGUCACCGUUAGGUGGGCGUCGUUCUCCACCACGAACGGUUCAGAGACGUUCUUCCAAAUACGGCCUGUCCGUCCACAACACCAGCACGCCGAAGGGCCUUGCGCAGAGCAGCGCCGCUGCUACCAUUGCCGAGGACACCCCUUCUCGCCGGCCAUCCUCUGGCGACAGGUCCAGCAGCCCGCCCAUCAGCCCCAAGGCCCCUCGGGUGACAAGACGCCCUUCCCUUCCCGCUCUCAGCGUGAGCUCCCGUAAGAAGAGCUCGCCGAGUCUCCGGGGCAGCAGCGGAGGGGGCUUUGGGUCGCUCAACAUGGCAACAGAGCAGACGUGCCGCACAUUACGGGCAUACCGCAAGAAGCUCGCCUCGACAGAGCCGAUAGGUCACGAAGUACUCUCGGAACUGGACACGGAGCUGCGUCUCACCGCAGCCGCACUCGGUGACAGGGCUAUUAGGAGCAAAGCCAUGGAUGAGUCUGUCAUCAGCGGCCUGCUUGACCAAUACGAAGAGCGUCUCGCGUCCAUGUUGGACGAAAAGCUCCGCAUUACCUUCCAGCCCAUCCAAAAGGGCAAGGCGAAAGAAGUUCUCACUCCGCUCGAGUCCCCGGCUAAGGUUGACGCCGAGCUGGAGAGGCCAAGCACAGCCAGCGGAGAGUCGAAUUCGACACUAUAA